CUUUUUUUUAAUCAACUAAUUUAACCAAUCGAAAGAUAAGUUAAUUUGUAAAAAAAAAUACCCGUGGAAAUAAUAUUGUUUUUCAGACGUGUUUUUUGCAUUCCAACCAUUUUAAAUUUAGAGGUCAGACAGUUUAAGAGGAAAACACAAAGAAGCCUUCGAGUGAAAGAAUGAUUAGCUGCGACUCCGCCAAGAAUUAUCAAUUUUCAUUUAUUUUUACAUAAUCACAAUCUCUUGCAUUUCAGUGAUUGUGCGUUUCGCUUUUUUAAAUUUCGUCACAAAACCACGAGCCAUCGGACAGUGUGAAAUGUUCAUUUAAUUGCGCAUCGAUCAUAUGGGUGGUCAAAACAGAGCGCGCGCACUAAAGUUAGAUGAACUUUAAAUUGGCAGGCGAUAAGAUUUACGAAGAAGACAGUGAAUUCCCUCGAAAAAAAAAUCAUCACUAGCUGCCGAUUUAAUAAAUAAUAACUUAAUAAAUGCGUAUAAAACGUAUAAAUAUCUCAAAACGUAACGCAAGAGUGAAUGGUCAAAAAUAGUGAAGGAAUAUUAAGUUGAAAGAAAAACAGUGAAGAGAAUUUUAUGAAGAGUGUGUCUUUCUUUAAGCAAAGAGAACACAAAUAAUAGAAAUUUUUGACAAAAGAUCAUAAAUUGAAAAUAAAAUCUGCAAUUAAUUAGAGUGUGUGAAAAGAAUAAUCACAUAAUAUCCAACAUAUUUAAUCCUCGCUAAUUGGGCAAUGCUUGGUGAUUUUAAUGAUGGUAUCAGGAAGUGAAUGAGGGAAGGGGCAAAAGAAAGAUAAAACAAAGUGUGUAGAGUGUUAAAUGAAACGAUCAUAUUUUUUGCCACAAGUGAAAAAAAAAAUACCAAAUUUUCUGUCAUACCAAAAAAAGAGACAGAAUAGUACACAAAACAAUUAAAUUUGUGAAGAAGUUUCCUCAUUACCAUAUUAUCAAUGGAGAUUUUAUUCAGAGUCUCUAUUUUGGUGAACCAUCUCUCUCUCUUCCAUCGCACAAAAAUUUCAAUAUAAAUAUUUGAACAAGUGUUUGUAACGUCUAUAACUAUAUUUUGUCUGUGUUUUGUGGAUAAAAACAUUCCGAGAUGUGCAGUGACAAACAAAUUUGUUGAGAAAAACAUUUUGCAAUUUUUGGCCAAAAAGAAUACCAAAAAAGCCAUGUUCAACAUCUACAACCUGAUGAUUCACAUAAAGAUAUUGGCAGUUUUUGCAAUUUCUUGCACCAUUCUAUCCGUGAAUGGAGCUUCCAGUGAGAGGAGAGCUGAUCAGUUUGAUUUCAGCUGUUUCCCACACACAGAUCAUGCAAAAUAUCCACGAUUUGCGUCAUCGAACAGAGAUCCAAUUUCCCUCCAGGUGACAUCGAGAGUUACCCAUCAGCUUCUCUCACGCAUAUUUGCUAUUUUUCUGCGCGAAGUUCUCUUCUAUGAAAAUGUUAAUUUGAUUGAGAGACCCAAGUUUCCCGAAGAGAAUGAACAUGAUCGGCUAUUUCUCAGUCUCAUGCCACUUUCUUUGAGAGCUGUAUGGCCAGAACCCACGGUGGACUUGGAGGUUUGGAUGCUCCCGGAUUAUCAUGUGAUUCCCGAUCAAGUGAGAGAUGCUGGAGCCGUUACCAAUGCUGGACGUUUUGGAUGGUUCAUACCAAAGAAAUUCAUCAACACCACCCAUCCAAUCAGCUACAGAAACUUCCAGGCAAACGGUGAUACGGCAGAGAAAUUCACUUUUCAUCUGGAUGAUGAUGAAUUGAAAAAAAUUAUUCCAAUGGCUGAAACUGACUGUGGUUUCAAUUCAACCAAGUGCUUCUAUUCCCCAUCUCAUUGUACUGGAAGAAGAUGCUCUCUAAUGCUAGCUCCAGAUUUUGACUCCACUUCUUUUAUCAUCCACCACAUUGAGGAGUUCAAAUUCAAUGUGAAUGUCCUCUUUCUGGGGGAGAAUUUUACAGAUAUUCUCAAUUCCCUGCUGUCGAGGGGCUCUUCUGAAUUCCUAAUUUUGCACUGGACUCCAUCGGAUGUAAUUGAUGGGCAUGAUGAUGAAUAUUUCGAAGCUGUUGUCAUGCCGAAAUGCGAAGAUAUGAAGAGCAGUUCGAUAACUGGUUGCAAAUAUGAAUUGACUCCACUUCUCAAAUUUUAUGCUCAACAACUGCAUUCUGCAGAUUAUGCCAUUGUGGCACUCAAUAAAUUCUUCUUGCAACGGGAGGAGCUUACAAAUCUCCUGAAGGACUACACUAAAAUGCGGGAAAGUACUAAGGGGAAUAUCUUUAAUAUUGUGGCUUGUAGUUGGCUCAAGGAUCACAAGGAUAUCUACACAAAGUGGGUUCCAGUUCGAGAACCCAAAGAGAAUAUUUAUAUCGGAGGCAUAUUCCCAAUAACUGAGUCCAAUGCUAUCCACAAGUGCCUUCCGGAUGCCUCCCGGUUAGCUGCUGAUGAUAUCAAUCGGAUGAAGGAUAUUUUGCCGAAUCACAGGCUAAUUGUUCAGCGUCAGGAUGGACAAUGUCGAACAGAUGCAGUGAUGAAAGCUUUUAUCAACUACUACAUGCGUUGGGAAAGGGUGAUUGGGAUCCUAGGGCCAGCCUGUAGUGAAACAGUUGAACCAAUUGCUGGAGUCUCGAAGCAUUUUCGGAUGGGAGUGAUAUCCUAUUCAGCUGAAGGGGUAUCCUUCACCGACCGCACAACUUAUCCCUACUUCUUUCGCACAAUUGGAGAGAAUCACCAGUUCCAAGAGGUUUAUCUCAAUUUCUUCCGGCACAUGAGGUGGAGGAGAAUUGCUGCAAUCACCGUGGAUGGACAGAAGUACACAGGAUAUAUUUCUCAGAUGGAAACCAUGCUCAAAGCCAAUCACAUUGAAUUGGCUUUUAAUAAGAAACUCUCCCAGACUCCAAGUGCUUCGAGUGUUCAUCAAGUUCUGCAGGAUCUCAAGGCUUCUACUAGGAUUCUCAUUGCUGAUGUUGAUGAUGCAGUAGCCAAGAUUCUUCUCUGUGAAGCUUUCAAGCUUCAUAUGACAGCCAAAAAUGGAUAUGUUUGGUUCCUUCCCGUUUGGCUGGAAAAACGCACAAUCCUCAAUGGGAAGAGUCCCCUAGAUGACCUGGAUUGCACAGAGAGGGAUCUUCUUGAAGCUUUCAAUGGUCAUUUCUCGCUUUCCUACGUUCCCUAUGGGAAAAAUGACCAGCGGAUCACCAAUCUCAACACCACCGUGCAGCAAUGGCAUGAGAAUUUUAAAGAUAUAUGUCCUUCAGAAGCAGCUUACAGUUACGUAGGAUACACCUACGAUGCCGUACACGUGUAUGCUUACGCCUUGGAUAAACUGAUCAAAGAGAAUUCAACGUACUUAAGUGAUUUGCAUUCAGAAAUCACCACCAAGCGCUUCAUGGAGAUCAUCUGGAGCACGGAUUUCAUGGGAGUUUCAGGUAGGGUCAAAUUUGCUGAAGGUGGCUCCAGAUUUUUGCCCAUCAACAUCAUCCAGUGGAUCAAUAAUUCCUCACGCAUUGUCGGCAGAUCCCAUCCGAAUGUGUCUGAAGUGGAUGGAACAUACCUGGCCAGUGACUUCUUUCUCAACGAAUCAACAAUUACUUGGCUCUCACCAAUGGGCAGACCAACGGAUGGUGUGGUCUUCUGUGGCUUGCACUUUCUUGUCGAAGCACUCAAUUCUGACUGCGAGACAAUCAAUAUAAUUGCCAUCUCACUGGCGUGCUUCGUGAUUGUUGUCCUGGUAUUUCUGGCGUCGUUUAUCUUCUGGCGCAAACAAUACAAACGGAAGAUGAAGCUAUCAGCACGAUACAUGAGAAGCUUUGGCAUUGAUUUUAUGUCUACAGCGGGGGUUCCUGACCCCGGAAAUUCCCUGGAUAAGUGGGAAGUACCCAAGGAGCGGAUUAUAGUGAAUAGGAAGCUAGGAGAAGGGGCAUUUGGAACGGUCUAUGGCGGGGAGAUGCUGGUUUCUGAGAAUCAGUGGAUUGCUGUGGCUGUGAAGACUCUAAAAAGUGGAAGUUCUGUUGAGGAUCGUUUGGAUUUCCUCUCAGAAGCCGAAGCUAUGAAGAGAUUUGAUCAUGAGAAUAUCAUUAAAUUGUUGGGAGUUUGUCUGAAAUCCGAGCCAAUUUACACAAUCCUGGAAUUUAUGCUGUAUGGAGAUCUCAAGACUUUCCUCCUGGCCAGACGACAUUUGGUGAAGAAUCGUCAGAAUGACGAGUCGGAUGUGUCCUCAAGGCGACUCACUAUGAUGGCAAUGGAUGUGGCCAGAGCUUUGAGCUACCUGGCCAGCCAGAAAUUUGUCCAUCGCGACGUGGCUUGCCGGAAUUGCCUGGUAAAUGCCCAAAGAGUGGUCAAGCUGGGAGAUUUUGGCAUGGCCAGACCAACUUUUGACAAUGAUUAUUAUAAAUUCAAUCGGAAGGGACUUUUACCUAUCCGAUGGAUGUCUCCAGAAUCUCUAGGAUUGGGACUCUUUACUCCAGCUUCGGAUAUUUGGUCCUAUGGAAUUCUCCUAUAUGAGAUCCUAACAUGUGGUUCAUUCCCAUAUCAAGGGCUCAACAAUAUGCAAGUUCUUGAGCAUGUCAAAGCAGGAAAGAUCCUCAAGAUCCCUCCAAGGGUAAAACCACAGCUCAGGCACUUGAUGCACAGGUGCUGGGUGCUAGACUACAAAAAGCGUCCAACAGCUCCAGAAAUUGUGGAGUACAUCUCAAAUCAUCCACGUCUUAUUGUACCUUGCCUAGACGUACCCACAUCUUCCGUAGGCACCAUGGAGCCUCACUCAUACAUUGGAAAUUUCUCAGGGAGUGUCUCCAACAAGAAAAGCCCCGAACUGAUUGCCUUCAAUGAUCUCAGUACCAUCAACAGGCGAUUCAAUAGACGAUUCCGAAGUGUCCGGGGACGACUGAAGGGCAACACCAAUCCAAUUGAACCACUUCUGUCCAUACAGGAGGAGUCCAUCGAGUGUUUGCCGAAUGAGUGCAAUAUGAGGCGAUACGUGUCAAUGGAUGAACUGACCAAGUCUCGAGGGAGCCUCGCAAGUGAUAUCUGAACGUCAGGGUAUUUUAAUUUUAGCGCAUUAACUCGAAUUACCUGCAAGACACUGUGCGUGAUCAAACUGGAAGUACAAUGUCGCAGAUCUUCAAAUUUUAUUUAUAAAUGGUACCUUGUUGAAUAAAUGUUUAAUUAUUUUUUAAAA
This is a messenger RNA of Phlebotomus papatasi, 5162 nucleotides long. RefSeq names its product receptor-type guanylate cyclase Gyc76C-like. Gene Ontology annotation, cellular component: signaling receptor complex. Gene Ontology annotation, biological process: cell surface receptor protein tyrosine kinase signaling pathway; protein phosphorylation; multicellular organism development. The record is from RefSeq and is a predicted model, not a curated record. Lineage: Eukaryota; Metazoa; Arthropoda; Insecta; Diptera; Psychodidae. The coding region runs from base 1170 to 5015 and encodes 1281 amino acids. Gene Ontology annotation, molecular function: transmembrane receptor protein tyrosine kinase activity; ATP binding. The transcript has 6 exons.